Messenger RNA from Coregonus sp. 'balchen', 6305 nucleotides. The record is from the annotation of a GenBank genome assembly. Lineage: Eukaryota; Metazoa; Chordata; Actinopteri; Salmoniformes; Salmonidae.
UACAACCUAUUGUACCAAGAUCUGAAGAGGUUUUCCAAAAAUGGGGAGCAUUUCUGCAAGGAGCUCAUGACAGUAUUUCAGCAAAGGUAUGGUCAAUGUAAUGUUAUGUCUUUGCAUACACAACUCCUUGAGAAUAUCCUUUAGUGAGGUCAUUUAUUUGAGCAUAUUAUGCCAUCUCAGAUUGGAAAAGUAAAACACUUUUGAUGCUGGACCGCACAUAUUCUUUUUUUGUUACGUACCAACACAUCCAUUCAGAACUGCAUGCUGAAGUCCUAACUUCCGGAUUGAAUUUGGAUUACCUGUAGUCACUGUUUCACCUCAGUGUGAAAAAAGUAACGGGCCUUGAUGACAUUUCUCAGUGACUAGGGCUGAGCUGGAAAUCAGUUAUGCCAAGGGACUGCAGAAGUUUGCUGGGAAACUCCUCAAGGCAUCCAAGGUGAUGAAUGACAAGUGAGUUGGGUACCUUUUCUAUAAAAUAUCAACUGUAAGUGGAAGUCAUGUGCCAAUGUAAUAGUGCUCUAAUCUCUCUCUCUAAUCUGCAUGUUGUUGUUUUCAUUUCCAUGAAGUUCCACCUACCGAGCAUGGUGCCAUGUAUCUGAUGAAAUGUACUCAACAGCAGACACACACAGGUAUUACACGCAUUACCUUAUGACCUUAACAUAAUAUAUCAUAUUAUGACAUUAUUAUGAGCCUUUCCUGUAGUAAAUAUGUUGUUGGAUAUUUUGUAGUCUGAGAUAAUGUUUUGGUUUUAGAGCGCUAGGAAGUGCUUUUCAGGAAGAAGCCAUUUUAGAAAUUCGACAAGUCAUAGAGGUGCACAACAAGAGGAAGAGACCUGUAAGUAAUUUGGACCAUUUAUUCCUACCAACACAUCACUCUACAUCACUCUACAUCAUUCUACAUCACUCUACAUCACUCUACAUCAUUCUACAUUGAGACAUAUUAUUCUUAUCCCUUUCUUGAAUAGCUUGAUAAUGUUGUUGAGAAAACCGGAAAACUUGUUGUGACUAACUGGAGUGAACAAAUCAAGGUAAGCCUUCCUUAAAUUUUUUGCAAACCUUUAAUUUUAAUUUUAAUUUAACCUUUAUUUAACUAGGCAGGUCAGUUAAGAACAAAUUCUUAUUUACAAUGACUGCCUACCAAAAGGCAAAAGGCCUCCUGCGGGGAUGGGGGCUGGGAUUAAAAAUAAAAAUAUAGGACAAAACACACAUCAUGACAAGAGAGACACCACAACACUACAUAAAGCGAGACCUAAGACAACAACAUAGCAUGGCAGCAACACAUGACAACACAGCAUGGUAGCAACACCACAUGACAACAACAUGGUAGCAACACAACAUGGCAGCAGCACAACAUGGUAGCAGCACAAAACAUGGUACAAACAUUAUUGGGCACAGACAACAGCACAAAGGCAAGAAGGUAGAGACAACAAUACAUCACGUGAAGCAGCCACAACUGUCAGUAAGAGUGUCCAUGAUUGAGUCUUUGAAUGAAGAGAUGGACAUAAAACUGUCCAGUUUGAGUGUUUUUUGCAGCUCGUUCCAGUCGCUAGCUGCAGCGAACUGGAAAGAGGAGCGACCCAGGGAUGUGUGUGCUUUGGGGACCUUUAACAGAAUGUGACUGGCAGAACGGGUGUUGUAUGUGGAGGAUGAGGGCUGCAGUAGGUAUCUCAGAUAGGGGGGAGUGAGGCCUAAGAGGGUUUUAUAAAUAAACAUCAACCAGUGGGUCUUGCGACGGGUAUACAGAGAUGACCAGUUUACAGAGGAGUAUAGAGUGCAAUGGUGUGUCCUAUAAGGAGUAUUGGUGGCAAAUCUGAUGGCCGAAUGGUAAAGAACAUCUAGCCGCUCAAGAGCACCCUUACCCGCCGAUCUAUAAAUUACGUCUCCGUAAUCUAGCAUGGGUAGGAUGGUCAUCUGAAUCAGGGUUAGUUUGGCAGCUGGGUUGAAAGAGGAGCAAUUAUGAUAGAGAAAACCAAGUCUAGAUUUAACCUUAGCCUGCAGCUUUGAUAUGUGCUGAGAGAAGGACAGUGAACCGUCUAGCCAUACUCCCAAGUACCUGUAUGAGGCGACUACCUCAAGCUCUAAACCCUCAGAGGUAGUAAUCACACCGGUGGGGAGAGGGGCAUUCUUCGAACCACAUAACCUUUGUUUUGGAGAUGUUCAGAACAAGAGGGAGGGGCCAGCUGAGUAUAAGACUACAGUGAGGGAAAAAAGUAUUUGAUCCCCUGCUGAUUUUGUACGUUUGCCCACUGACAAAGAAAUUAUCAGUCUAUAAUUUUUAUGGUAGGUUUAUUUGAACAGUGAGAGACAGAAUAACAACAAAAAAAUCCAGAAAAACGCAUGUCAAAAAUUUUAGAAAUUGAUUUGCAUUUUAAUGAGGGAAAUAAGUAUUUGACCCCUCUGCAAAACAUGACUUAGUACUUGGUGGCAAAACCCUUUUUGGCAAUCACAGAGGUCAGACGUUUGUUGUAGUUGGCCACCAGGUUUGCACACAUCUCAGGAGGGAUUCUGUCCCACUCCUCUUUGCAGAUCAUCUCCAAGUCAUUAAGGUUUCGAGCCUGACAUUUGGCAACUCGAACCUUCAGCUCCCUCUUGAGCCACUCCUUUGUUGCCUUGGCCGUGUGUUCUGGGUCAUUGACAUGCUGGAAUACCCAUCCACGACCCAUUUUCAAUGCCCUGGCUGAGGGAAGGAGGUUCUCACCCAAGAUUUGACGGUACAUGGCCCCGUCCAUCGUCCCUUUGAUGCGGUGAAGUUGUCCUGUCCCAUAGGCAGCAUUCCUCCUACUCCAAACACGGCGAGUUGAGUUGAUGCCAAAGAGCUCCAUUUUGGUCUCAUCUGACCACAACACUUUCACCCAGUACUCCUCUGAAUCAUUCAGAUGUUCAUUGGAAAACUUCAGACGGGCAUGUAUAUGAGCUUUCUUGAGCAGGGGGACCUUGCGGGCGCUGCAGGAUUUCAGUCCUUCACGAUCUUGCAUGGAGCCCCAGGAGAUUGAUAGUUAUUUUGUGUUUCUUCCAUUUGCGAAUAAUCGCACCAACUGUUGUCACCUUCUCACCAAGCUGCUUGGCGAUGGUCUUGUAGCCCAUUCCAGCCUUGUGUAGGUCUACAAUCUUGUCCCUGACAUCCUUGGAGAGCUCUUUGGUCUUGGCCAUGGUGGAGAGUUUGGAAUCUGAUUGAUUGAUUGCUUCUGUGGACAGGUGUCUUUUAUACAGGUAACAAACUGAGAUUAGGAGCACUCCCUUUAAGAGUGUGCUCCUAAUCUCAGCUCGUUACCAGUAUAAAAGACACCUGGGAGCCAGAAAUCUUUCUGAUUGAGAGGGGGUCAAAUACUUAUUUCCCUCAUUAAAAUGCAAAUCAAUUUAUAAAAUUUUUGACAUGCGUUUUUCUGGAUUUUUUUGUUGUUAUUCUGUCUCUCACUGUUCAAAUAAACCUACCAUUAAAAGUAUAGACUGAUCAGUUCUUUGUCAGUGGGCAAACGCUAUAUAGGAUAUCUUCUGAUGUGAUCAAAGCAACAAUAUUGUUUCAUAUUGAGGUCAUUUACAAUUGAAGUUUCCUGGCUGCAUAUCAGUUCAAAAUAAAGAUAAAUCCAGGGGGUACUGUAUUGAUCAGUCAAUCAAGUCUAAAUUAAAUUAACUCUAAAUUAACUCUACUUCCUUGUACAUUUCUGAGACGUUACAUUAUUUGGUUGAUUACAUAAAUCAAAGAAAAUUAUUGGUUAAGAAUAUUGUUUAUACAUUUUCCCUCACAGAUUAAGAAGAAAUUGGUUGGAAUGACAAAAGACCACGAGGCCCUGUUCAACUUUGUUGAAAAGAAUACACUCAUUUGCACAGAGAAAAAACUAACAGAAGGUACUGCACUGAAUAUGUAUUGUAUGAUGUAUGUAUGUUAAUGAAAACGGACAUUCUCAAUGUAAUAAAAGUUUAAAAAAGAUGACUUGAUCUGUUGUUGACUAGAUGAUGAACCGACUGACAAAGUCUGCUGAGGCCCAGACGAGAGCAGAUGAGAAGUACUUCAACAUCAACAUGGAUGGCCAUCAAAUCAGACUAAAGUGGGAAAACACGCUGAAAAACUGCUACCAGGUUCUGACCAAUCACUACAGUACAUUUGUUCCAAAACCAUUUGUAUUGAGAAAAGAUACUGCUGGUCUAGAGAAGGGGUCAAUACAGGUCACCCAACAAGUUUAGAUUUGCAGAGUUUAGUUGUAUUGUACGGCUCCUCUCCAAGUUAGAGAGAGUCAGGUUUUGAGUUUUGCAGCAUUCAUAUUGUGUGGCUGCUAGACUAACUUUAUCAUUUCAGAUAAUCCAGGAGCUUGAGAAACAGCGGAUAGAAGUUCUGUGCAACAUACUGAAUGAAUAUAACCUCCACAUGGCAAGCUUCGGACAGACCUUCGUACAUGUGAGCGUUCUUCCCAAAAUGACCCUAAUUACAACCCUGUGACAAAAACUGUAUCAUUCAUUAUCCUCUUGUAUGACUUACAGAGCCAGAAACAAAGAGAGCAAGCCAUCCAGAGAGUUGAUUUGGAGAAGGAUAUCCAACGUCUGGUGGAGGAAACCAGUGUAACAGCAGAGGACAACAAGGCUGAGUUUCUGAUGGCUGAUAAUUUUGUAAGGGUCAAUUUUGUUCACAUAAUUGUACAGUAGAUUUGUACUUGUAAAUAGUUCUGGGAUUGGUGUGAUUUUGCCUGACAUUACACAGUGCCUGACCCCGAAUGACUUAUGUUAAUCAGGAGGAGGACAGUAAGUCAUUGAUGGAAAUAGACAGAAGAAGAGAUGCCAUCAAAUCCAGACUCCAGCGGCUGGAGGACAGUAUCACGAAAACAAAGAAAGACUAAGACUGUGAUGGUAAGUGUUGAAAAAUGAAAGCAAAGAAUUCCACUGGAAAUAAUACAUUUCUGAGUGAAACCUUUUUGUUUCAUGUGUUUAAAUGUCUUCCAAUAUCCAAUGAAUAAUAGGUCUUGAGAGACUGGUGAAGACCUACUCUGAAAACCCAUCGUUCUCAAACAAAAAGAACCUGGAAUACACGGAACAGUUGCUUGAUGAGGACAUUUACAUACUGCAAUAUACGCUUAAAAAAAUAUUUGUUCAUCUAUUAUUUGUUCAAAGGGCCUUUGUUGCCACAAAGUUGGAAGCACAGAAUCGUCUAGAAUGUCAUUGUAUGCUGUAGCGUUAAGAUUUCCCUUCACUGGAACUAAGGGGCCUAGGCCGAACCAUGAAAAACAGCCCCAGGCCCUUAUUCCUCCUCCACCAAACUUUACAAUUGGUACUAUGCAUUCGGGUAGGUAGCGUUCUCCUGGCAUCCGCCAAACCAAGAUUUGUCCGUCGGACUGCCAGAUGCGCAUGGUGAUCUUGUGUGCUGCUGUUCGGCCAUGGAAACACAUUUCAUGAAGCUCCCGACGAACAGUUCUUGUGCUGACGUUGCUUCCAGAGGCAGUUUGGAACUCGUUAGUGAGUGUUGCAACAGAGGACAGACGAUUUUUACGCACUACGCGCUUCAGUGGUCCCAUUCCGUGCGCUUGUGUGGCCUAACACUUCGCAGCUGAGCCGUUGUUGCUCCUAGACAUUUCCACUUCACAAUAACAGCACUUACUGUACAGUUGACCGGGGCAGCUCUAGGAGGGCAGAAAUUUGGCGAACUGACUUGUUGGAAAGGUGGCAUCCUAUGACGGUGCCACGUUGAAAGUCACUGAGCUCUUCAGUAAGGCUAUUCUACUACCAAUGUUUGUCUAUGGAGAUUGCAUGGCUGUGUGCUCGAUUUUAUACACCUGUCAGCAACGGGUGUGGCUGAAAUAGCCAAAUCAAUUAAUUUUGUGUAUAUAUAGUGUAGAUUCAUAAUCAAAUUGCGUUUGUCAGGGCAUUGUACAAAUUCAUUCUAGCCUAUAUUAUAUAAUUUACAACAUAUACAGUUCAUUCAGAUUUAGACAGCACAAACACCAUGGCAUAACCUUUUUGAUGACACAAAAGACUAUAUGCAAUUUAACAUGUUAAUAUACAUCCUAACCAGAUUAUGUCCUGUUUUCAAAGGAUUGUGAGCACAGUAUUAUUCAAUUGGCCCAUCCAGUCAAAAUCAGAAAGACAACAUUAAGAUCGCGUUUGAGGAGCUCCAUCAUUUACAAAGGACCCUCUCAGAGUGUGACAUCAGCAGAGGCCCCAGUGAAAGCAAACCAUGUCUUGACUGCUGUCAUUCAAGAUAGAGCCACACUCUCCUGGAGCUGCAGUGUUGAUGGAGCCAUGGCCAAGACUGAUGAUGAGGAAGGUGACACCGAUACACAUGUACGAUCACAAAGAUUUAUCAUUCCGAUCUUGCCCUAA